GCAGAGACUCAGGGAUCCUGAGCUGUGGAGCUACGCCGUAAUGGACCCGAGCGCUCAGGCUCUGGAGCUUUUGGGGGUUGUGUUGGCCGGGGGGGCCUGGCUGUGCUCGUUGGCUACUACGAUGUUGACCUCGUGGCUCACGCUGUCUACGGAGCUGCUGCCUACAGAGUUUUAUGAGCUGGGCCUGUGGGAGACCUGCGUGAUCCAGGAGCAUGGGGGGCUAGAGUGUCGACCGUAUGACGGCCUCCUAGGCCUCCCCCCCAACAUCAAGCUGGCCCGGAUCUUCAUGGUGCUGACGCUGGGGGCGGGGCUGCUGGGGCUCCUGCUGGCCAUCCCCGGCCUGCACGUCAUCUCUUGCUGUUCUGAUCUGCCGGACAUCCGUCGCCGCAAGAGGGCGAUGAAGGCAGCAGGGGGGGCGCUGUGCUUGGUGGCGGGCGUGCUGGGGCUGGUCCCGGUCUCAUACAUAGCCCACCUCGCUGUCCUGAACUUCCAUGAUGAGACGAUGCCAGAGAUGGUGCCCCGCUGGGAGUUUGGGGAUGCUCUGUUUUGCGGCUGGGCAGGGGGAGUCCUGCACCUGAUUGGAGGGGUGUUGCUGAUCACUUCCUGUUUGUGCCAGCAGAGGGAGACCCUUGACCCACCUGAAUACUUCAGCCAAGUCAGGGUGCGGCCAGGACAGUCUUCCUUCAGGAGCAAAACCGAGUAUGUCUAAAACCAUCAGAGACCUGAAGGACUCGACAUUUAUCAGAGACUUGUUCACCAUCAGAGUCUGGCUUUAAGACUUCGUAAUCAUCUAAAUCCUAAAACCCAUUAGAGACUAGACUCAGUUUUCAUGAUUGAUUAGAUCCCGACCAGAGAUUUGACUUUUCCCCAUCAGACACUCAAUCCUCCUUGGAGCUCUGAUCCCGAUCUGAGACUUGUUAACCAUCAGAGACUCGAUCCUAUCUAGAAAUACACUCUUUGUCAGAGCCUCCAUCUUUAUCUGAGACUUGCCCACCAUCAAAGACUUGAUCACCUCAGAGACUCAUCCACUAUCAAUGACUUGUUCACCACCAAAGACCCUUCAUUCUCAGAGACUUGGAUGAGAUCCCCCUCAAAGACUCGCCCACCAUCAAGGACUUGGUCAUUAUCAGAGACUAAAUCCCCUAAAGGAAUUGGAACCCCAUCAGAGACUCGUUCACCAUCAGAGACUUGUUCGCUACCAGAGACUUAAUUUUCAUUAGGGGCUUGCUCCUUUUUGACCCCCAUUAAAGACUUGCUCCCCUGUGAGGACUUGGACUUGGUUUGGAUGACUAGGUAGGACUCCAGUGUUUUCCUUGCUGAGGCUCUGCGUAACAGAUGCUGCUUUUUAUGCUGUGUUCGAGUUACCUCGGAGGUCAGAUAUUGGAGCUAAGAACGACGUCACACUGGAGUUCCCAGUGUUUCAGUUACCAAGUCGGAAAAAAGCAAAAUUGGAGGCCUGAAACAAGAUGGCUACAUCUACGAAUGUUUUUAUUAGCACUUACCUUAUAUUCGGACAAGGCAAGAUGUAGCCAUCUUGUUUCAGGCCUCCGAUUUUGCUUUUUCAACUUGGUAACUGAAACACUGGGAACUCCGGUGUGAUGUCGUUCUCAGCUGCGACAUCUGACUUCCAAGGUAACGCGAACGCACCAUUAGACUUUGUGAUUCAGAAGCUCAGAGAGACAGUCUGCAUUUUAUUUUGAAAGGACAGUCUGAGUUGCGGCAGAGAUCCUUUAUUUGUGAGGUUUUUAAGAUGCUCUAUUUUUCUGUUUUUCUGUAGAACCAAAGAGUGGAACCGUCUGAGGAUGUUGAUGUCUGAUGUAUUAAAUAAGCAUUUUAUCUCGAAAGUAUUUUACAGAUCACUCAGACGUUCAGAUGAUCGCUGAAGGAGCUUUAAACUUUCUCACAGCUGAGCCACGCCUCAGUAUGUUUAAAAAUCUGAUUGUAUUCACACCUGUGUUUUUAUAAUCACUGAUUCAAUCACACAGACUUGAUUGUUGUUAUCGUUUGAUCCUUUACAUCCCAAGCACGUGAUCAUCAGAAAUAAAACUCUGAAGAAUCAAAC
Molecule: messenger RNA, 2062 nt
Organism: Xyrichtys novacula (pearly razorfish)
Lineage: Eukaryota; Metazoa; Chordata; Actinopteri; Labriformes; Labridae
Source: the annotation of a GenBank genome assembly